UUCCGGUCUAUGAAGAUUCGAUCGGGACAUUGGAUCAGAAAAACAGCUCCGACCAAUCAGAGGGAGGCUCUGUUUGUGGCGUCACUGUCAGUCUCUUCCGUCCUCCAGGCCGGAAGUCGGUUCAGUCGGAUCAGAGAUCGUCGUAGCGCGGAGAUCAUGUUGUGUGUCGUGGUGUGUGUGUUUGUCCUCUGUGGUGUUGUCCACGCUGGACCGACUGACCGACGCUUCAAUAAACCACAGCAGGAGCUGGACCCUGAAGUGCACAUGAACAUUACGGAGAUCAUCAGACGAUGGCAUUACCCUGCAGAGGAGCACGAGGUUCUGACGGAGGACGGGUUCAUCCUGUCUGUCAACAGGAUCCCGCAGGGCCGGAGACACGCUGCAGGAACCCGACCGGCCGUGUUACUGCAGCACGGCCUCCUCGCCGCUGGCAGCAACUGGAUUUCCAACCCGCCCAACACCAGUCUGGGAUAUGUGCUCGCCGACGCCGGCUACGACGUGUGGCUGGGAAACAGCCGCGGGAACACGUGGUCCAGGAAACACCAGAGUCUCCGACCGGACCAGGAAGAGUUCUGGAGGUUUAGUCACGAUGAAAUGGCGCUGAAGGAUCUUCCUGCGGUUGUGAACUACAUCCUGAAGGUGACGGGACAAAAACAGAUCUACUACAUCGGACACUCACAAGGAACCACGAUAGCAUUCAUAGCAUUCUCCACACUGCCUGAACUGGCCAGUAAGAUCAGGCUGUUUGUGGGUUUGGCUCCGGUGGCAACUGUCGCCUUCACCAGCAGCCCCAUGACCAAGAUGUCCGUCCUGCCGGAGCCGCUGAUCUGGACCGUGUUCGGCCGUCGGGACUUCCUGCCUCAGAGUCACAUGAUCGAGUGGUUUGCAGAACACGUGUGUGGGAAGCAGCGUCUCAGUGAACUGUGUGGAAACCUCUUCUUCAUCCUCUGUGGCUUCGACGAGAACAACCUCAACAUGACUCGGACUCCGGUCUACACCACACACUGUCCUGCUGGGACCUCAGUCCAGAACAUGGUCCACUGGGCCCAGGCCGUUCACGGAGGGAAACUGACGGCGUUUGACUUCGGAGCCUCAGGAAACAUGAGACACUACAACCAGUCCACUGCACCUGAGUACCAGGUCCAGAACAUGAAGGUUCCUACCGCUCUGUUUUCCGGGGGACAGGAUACGCUGGCGGACCCUAAAGACGUGGCCGUGCUGCUGACUCAGGUCUCUAACCUGGUCUUCCACCAGCACAUUGAUCACUGGGAACAUCUGGACUUCAUCUGGGGCCUCGACGCUCCCGAACAGAUGUUUCCCUCCAUCCUGAAGCUGCUGCACGAGAACUGCUAGAGUAGCCCCGCCCCCAGGUCGUGACGACUUUAUGAGACUGUGAAUUGAUGCGUUGACAUUGGUUGUGAAUCUGUUGUAUGUUGGUUCAGCUGAAACCUUCACUUCCUGUGGUGUCAUGCACCUAAACUGUGAGGUCACCAAAUCAUGUGACACAUUUGUUUUAAAUGCUUUUAUUUUGACGGAACUUUUAACUUUACGUUGAACUGAUGUUUACGAUCGGAUCAAUGAAUGAAUCAAUAAUCUGUUUUAAUAAAGUUUUAUCAAGAAAAUAAA
Molecule: messenger RNA, 1626 nt
Organism: Scophthalmus maximus (turbot)
Lineage: Eukaryota; Metazoa; Chordata; Actinopteri; Pleuronectiformes; Scophthalmidae
Gene: lipf
Product: lipase, gastric
Exons: 11
Coding region: 10-1353 (447 amino acids)
Molecular function (GO): hydrolase activity, acting on ester bonds
Source: RefSeq, a predicted model, not a curated record